Molecule: messenger RNA, 1334 nt
Organism: Syngnathus typhle (broad-nosed pipefish)
Lineage: Eukaryota; Metazoa; Chordata; Actinopteri; Syngnathiformes; Syngnathidae
Gene: fam53b
Product: family with sequence similarity 53 member B
Exons: 4
Coding region: 56-1081 (341 amino acids)
Biological process (GO): protein import into nucleus; positive regulation of canonical Wnt signaling pathway
Cellular component (GO): nucleus
Source: RefSeq, a predicted model, not a curated record
GAACAUUGGCCAUGGCCCACUUGACUGACACUCACCGGAACAGCUGAGGACCGGGAUGUGCAUCGCCAUGGUGAUCAUUUGCAAGAAGAGGCCAGUAAAGGGCGGCGACAAUGUAACGCGCAAAAGCGCACAGUUGGGCUCGCUGCGGGCGCAGACCAUGAGCCAGGGGACAACGCUCUUCCCUCGUGAACUUGCGGAUACAAGGCCAUGGUGCGAGGUGGCACGCGGCUGCGCCUCGCCGCAGAGUCCGGUCGGCACGAGCCUGGAGAGUCUUUGGGACGUCCUGCCCGAGGUGCACCGGAGCACUUCCCAAUGGGGCUGGGAGGUGGGCUCCGCGUCCGGUAGCAUCAACAGCCUUCUGCAGGACCUCAGCUUGACGGAGGCCGCCGCGUCUUCGCCGCCGCCGGCGGCGCCGCCUAGCAAACGUCAAUGCCGUUCGCUUUCCUGCUUCGCCGAGCUGCACCGCUCCACUUGGAGACCCCAGGGAUCCAGAGUGUGGACGGCGGUUGAAAAGAGGAGGUGCCACAGCGGCGGGAGCGUCCACCGUGGCGGAAUGGCUCACACGGGCUUCCCGGCUAUCCAGCGCAGCUCCAGCUUCAGCCUCCCCGCCGCCCCGGCCCAGCCCUUCUACCUCUCUCAGGAAGAGAUCCCCGAGCCCGUCAGCUCGCCCGACUCCACCCCUGAGUUGGAGCGCCGAGGAGGGCCGGGGAGUCUGGCCCGUAGCCGCUCGCAGCCCUGCGUUCUCAAUGACAAGAAGAUGGGGGUCAAGCGCAGGAGGCCAGAUGACAUGCAAAGGCCCUCGCUGGAUCUGGCAAAGAUGACUCAGAAACUUCAGAACUUCCACAGCCUCAGCUGCCCGGGAAUCUCAGGCAAGUCCGGACACAGCGAGGACUUUUCUACUAGCAACGCUUGGGACGACGUUGCGCCUAUGACCAAGCACGAGCCGAGCGGCCUGGCCACGCGGGAGGUGGAGCGGCUCUCCACGCAUCGUAAAGAUACGGUGGCACUUUGGAGAGGCACCGGGAAGGACGCCUGUCUGCUCGGAGGCGAGCUGGACAUUGAGCAGAUCGAGCGGAAUUGAGACUUGAAAGUCUUACGGACUAAAGGACGUUGGGGUUGGGAGUGGUCUUAAGCUGUCCCCGAAACUACGCAGGGGUUCUAAGUGUGUUUCAGGAGACAAAGCAAUCAGGACGUGUCCAAUGUCCAGGGGAAAUAACAAGUCUUAAUUUUUUCAUGGGACACACGGGAAAAUGUGGCUUCUAUUCAAUAGCAUUAAUAUUUUACAAUUUGUAACGACAAGCGUAUUUCUAUAUGAAUAAACCGUUUGAAAUGUG